Messenger RNA from Myxocyprinus asiaticus (Chinese sucker), 3249 nucleotides. Its product is annotated as calpain-3-like. The record is from RefSeq and is a predicted model, not a curated record. Bases 186 to 2369 code for a protein of 727 amino acids. Gene Ontology annotation, cellular component: cytoplasm. Gene Ontology annotation, biological process: proteolysis; negative regulation of apoptotic process. The transcript is spliced from 21 exons. NCBI's taxonomy places the organism in Eukaryota, Metazoa, Chordata, Actinopteri, Cypriniformes, Catostomidae. Gene Ontology annotation, molecular function: calcium-dependent cysteine-type endopeptidase activity; calcium ion binding.
UGGGCUGGGUGUAUCUGUGUAUGCAAGCAUAUGUGUGCAUGUGUGAAUUGGUCUUUAGCAUUAAUGUGUGUUUAUUUGUGUACUACCUCAGCCUUUUUGGACUGAUACUGAGCCUCAAAUUUACUCAACUUUCUCUUUUGUCAUCUAAACAUCAUCAACCAUAAAGGAAAAUCGAAAAGAGCAAAAUGGGAGUAGAAGAGAAGUUGUCAGAAACAUCUGUCCAAACAACUGAAGCUGCUCCGCAGACUUUGGGCAGCAGUGCAGGAAGUUUUGCUGUCCCUAGCAACAUCUAUUCAGCCAUUUUAAGCCGUAAUGAGGCUGUUAAAGAUGCUCGGCGGCUCAAGGACUUUCAGGAGCUUAGAGACAAAUAUGUGCGCAAGAAGGUUCUGUUUGAAGACCCUCUCUUCCCUGCUCAGGACUCCUCUCUCUUUUCUAUUGAAAAGUUCCCUCUUAAGUUAGAAUGGAAGCGACCAUCGGAAAUUUGUAACAAUCCACAGUUCAUUCUUGGAGGAGCAAACCGAACAGAUAUCUGCCAAGGAGACCUGGGGGACUGCUGGCUGCUGGCUGCCAUUGCUUGCCUGACCCUGAAUAAUAUACUCCUACAAAGGGUGGUUCCCCAUGACCAGAACUUCACUGAAAACUAUGCUGGCAUUUUCCAUUUCCAGUUCUGGCGUUAUGGUGAGUGGGUGGAUGUGGUUGUGGAUGAUAGACUUCCCACAUGCAAAAACCAGUUAGUGUUCACCAGGUCUGGACAGAAAAAUGAAUUUUGGAGUGCUCUUUUGGAGAAAGCAUAUGCAAAGUUACAUGGCUCUUACGAGGCUUUGAAGGGAGGAAACACACUGGAGGCCAUGGAGGACUUCACUGGAGGAGUAACAGAGUUCUAUGAGAUUACAGAGGCACCAAAGGAGUUGUACAACAUCAUGAUGAAGGCUUUGAAGAGAGGGUCCCUUAUGGGCUGCUCCAUAGAUACUUUGGUUCCAACUGCUCAAAUGACUAAAACUGUAUCUGGACUUGUGAGAGGCCAUGCAUACUCAAUCACUGGAGUCGAGCAGGGAAAACGGAAGGACAGAAGGGACCUAAUGAUUCGCUUGGUUCGUGUGCGGGACCCAUGGGGAGUUGCCCCCCCUCCCUCCUGUAAGUCUAAUGACUGGGCUGCACUAGCAACCUCUGAGCAAGACAAGGAGAGACUCCGGCCCACAGAGCAAGGAGAGUUCUGGAUGUGCUUUGAGGAGUUUCAGAAGAACUUCACCAAACUGGAGAUCUGUAAUCUGACCCCAGAUACUCUGCAGGAUGACCGUAUGCUCAAGUGGAAUGUGUCAGUACACGAGGGCCGAUGGGUGAAAGGCUGCUCCGCCGGAGGCUGCAGAAACUUUCCAGAAACAUACUGGACAAACCCUCAGUACCGUCUGAAUCUUCUGGAGGUGGACACUAAAGAGAAGACCUGCACAGUAGUGGUGGCAUUAAUGCAGAAGGGCAGGAGAAAAGACCGCUGUUCAGGUGGCACCCUACACAACAUUGGGUUCGCCAUCUAUGAGGUUCCGGAGGAGAUGAAGGGCAAUCAGCAACAGCUGGCAAAAGAUUUCUUCCUUUAUAAUGCCUCCAAGGCUCGCUGCAAGUCUUACAUCAACAUGCGUGAGGUAUCGGAACGUUUCUGCCUGAGUCCAGGCGAGUAUGUCAUCAUUCCAUCCACCUUCGAUCCUCACAAGGAGAGCGAGUUUCUUCUCAGAGUCUUCUCUGAGAACAAGAGCACAUCUGAGGUUAUAGAUGCAGAAAUUGAGACGGAGUCUUUGCAGACUGAUAAUGUCAAGAAGAAAAUCAAGCCAUUCAAUCCUCUUGAGGAGGAGACCAAAGAGGAAAAACAGUUCAGGGCUAUAUUUCAGCAGAUCGCUGGAGAAGACAUGCAAAUCAAUGCCAAUGAACUCAGGACUGUCCUUAACAGGGUGGUUGCCAAAUAUAAAGAGCUUAAAACAGAGGGUUUCAGUCUGGAGAGCUGCAGAAGUAUGAUUGCACUCAUGGAUACUGAUGGAACAGGCCAUUUAAACCUGGAAGAGUUCAAACACUUAUGGAACAAGAUCAAACAAUGGAAGUUGGUGUUCAUACGUUACGACACAGACAAAUCCAGUACAAUCAGCAGUUUUGAGAUGAGGAAUGCUCUUACUGAAGCAGGAUUUCAACUCAACAAUCAGCUCUAUGAUAUAAUUGCCAUGCGAUAUGCCAAUGAAAACCUGGAGUUGGAUUUCGACAGCUACAUUAGCUGCUUAGUGCGACUGGAGGGGAUGUUCAGGGCAUUUAGGGCUUUUGACAAGGAUGGAGAUGGCCUUAUCAAGCUGAAUGUUUUUGAGUGGCUUCAACUGACCAUGUAUGCCUAAGGAAAAUUGGCAGUGGACCCUUCCCAUUUUCAGCCUCUAUUAAGUGGAGCAUCACAUAUGAAAGAUGAGAUCUUAGUCAAUCAUAGUACACGACUGUGGCCUUUAUGAGAUUGCACACUAUAGUGCUGAAAAGUUCCAAAUCUUCAGAAGACUGUGGUCUGGUAAAUCUUCAGAGGAAACUGGGUUGAUGACGAGCUAUUGAACGGACAUUCAGCUCAUUGAACUUAUUGGUCUGGCUCUACAAACUCUACCCUGACCUUUUUCAUACCCCUCUGUGUGUCCCAUCUUUGUUAUUAGAUAAUGUGGAACAAUAAUUUUGAAGGCAUAGUUCACCCAAAAGUGAAAAUUCUCUCAUCAUUUACUCACCCUCAUGCCAUCCCAAAUGUGUCUGACUUUCUUUCUUCUGCUGAACACAAACAAAGAUUUUUGGAAGAAUAUUUCAGCUCUGUAAGUCAACACAAUGCAAGUGAAUGGUGGCCAGAACUUUGAAGGUCAAAAAAGCAGAUAAAACAGCAUAAAAGUAAUCCAAAAGACUCCAUUGGUUAAAUCCAUGUCUACAGAAGUAAUAUGAUAAGUGUGGGUGAGAAACAGAUAAAUAUUUAAAAUGUAAGCCUCAGUCACUAUUCGGUUUCAUUCUACCUUUUUUCCAUACAAUAAGAGUGAAUGGUGACAGAGCCUAACAUCUAGUUUUAUGGAAGAAAGAAAGUCAUAUGGGUUUGGAACAAAAUCAGGGUGAGUAAAUGACAGAAUUUUAAUUUUUAAGGUGAACUAUCCGUUUUCACGUCAUAAAUGGACCUUCAGGUUACAGAGAACUCAUCCCAUCCCUGUUGUAAAAUGUGUGCUACUGUGCAAAAAUAAUAAACUAAAUAAAUAAAACAUA